Messenger RNA from Epinephelus moara (kelp grouper), 1661 nucleotides. RefSeq names its product glucagon receptor-like. The transcript is spliced from 12 exons. Lineage: Eukaryota; Metazoa; Chordata; Actinopteri; Perciformes; Serranidae. The record is from RefSeq and is a predicted model, not a curated record. Gene Ontology annotation, biological process: cell surface receptor signaling pathway; adenylate cyclase-modulating G protein-coupled receptor signaling pathway. Gene Ontology annotation, cellular component: plasma membrane. Gene Ontology annotation, molecular function: peptide hormone binding; glucagon receptor activity. The coding region runs from base 49 to 1185 and encodes 378 amino acids.
GAGGAGACUUAUCUGAAAUGGGUCCAAUACAAAGAAGACUGUGUCAAAAUGAUAGAGAGAGAGCCGCUCCCUCAAGCAGGCUUGUUCUGUAACCGGACAUUUGACAGAUAUGCCUGCUGGCCAGAUACUCCUGCCGGCUCUGUGGUCAACAUCUCAUGUCCUUUCUACCUGCCCUGGUAUGACAAAGUGUCCCAGGGUGUCGUGCGUCGACUGUGUGGCACUGACGGCCUCUGGGUGAGAGACGACAUUGGAGAGGUGUGGAGAGACAUGACUGAGUGUGAGGAAGAGAAAGAGGUCACGUCUCAGGAGCUGUGGUUCAAAGAACUGAUGGUGAGCUUCAGGAUGUUGUACACUGUCGGCCAUUCCUUGUCCCUCUUCACACUCGUGACUGCUCUUAUCGUUCUUCUGAGCUUUAGGAAACUGCAUUGCACCAGGAACUACAUUCAUGCUAACCUCUUCCUGUCCUUCAUACUGCGAGCUGUAUCUGUCAUUAUCAAAGACACCAUGCUGGACCGCCACUGGGGACGAGAAAUCAUGAAACAGACCGAUGCUGCUAUUGGCUGCAGGGUAGCUCAGGUAAUGAUGCAGUACUGUGUCCUGGCCAAUCACUACUGGUUCUUUGGAGAGGCAAUUUAUUUGUACUCUGUGCUUAUUGCCUCAGUGUUCAUCGACAACAACAAAUACUUACCUUACAUCUGUCUUGGCUGGGGAUCUCCACUUCUAUUUGUGGUUCCCUGGGUAGUGAUGAAGCAAUUGAAAGAAAACAAAGAGUGUUGGGCUGUCAAUGAGAACAUGAACUACUGGUGGAUCAUUCGUUUCCCAAUUCUUUUUGCUUCAAUAAUCAACUUUCUGAUUUUCAUGAAGGUGCUGAGGGUCAUUUUUUCCAAAUUACGAGCCAGCAACCAGACAGGAGACCCUGAAUACAAACUUCGGCUUGCCAAGGCAACCCUUACCCUCAUCCCUCUGUUUGGGGUUCACGAGGUCAUAUUUAUCUUUGCAACAGAUGAGCAGACAACAGGUGUUCUGCGCUAUGUUAAAGUCUUCUUCACCCUUUUUCUCAAUUCGUUUCAGGGCUUUCUGGUGGCUGUGCUCUACUGCUAUGCCAAUAAAGAGGUUAGGGCCGAGCUGAAGAGAAAAUUACGCAGCUGGAGGAUAGAGGCCCAGGUUGUAUGCUGUGGACAGUGACUAGCCGUCCUUGACUCCCGAGUGGACACUUUAUCCAUCGCCACGGCGCCAGAGCGCAACAGAUCCUCUGCCACAACAAUAAGAGCAGUGCCUGAUGGUUCACCCACUCUGGAGAGUUCAACAAUUUUUAGACGGCAAGUUCAGCCAACGUCCCCACAGCCUGACGCUUCUUUGCUGCACUGUCCAUCAGUGGUACGCAGAGACGACACCCUGCAGCAUGGGGCUCAGCAUGACGCUGGACAAUCGUCUGUGGCGAUGUCCUUCGUCAUUCACCUACCAGAUCCUGUGGAGUUACUCCCACAUGUUGUAAAUAUAGACUCAGAUUGAAUACAUUUUUACAUGCACUGUAUUUAAAGAUUAUUUGCGGUUUGCUGUAGAUAUGUAAAACUGUACAUAAGUAACUGUUAUUAUGUAAAUUGUAAAUCUGUUGUGAAUAUGUGGAUAAGUAUUUGUGAUCAUUUAAAACUUGACACACC